Danaus chrysippus (African queen) is the source of this 405-nucleotide messenger RNA. The record is from the annotation of a GenBank genome assembly. NCBI's taxonomy places the organism in Eukaryota, Metazoa, Arthropoda, Insecta, Lepidoptera, Nymphalidae.
AUGUCUGUAGACAAAGCUACAGAGUAUGGGCGUCUAUGGCGUAAACGGCCGCUGGUCCAGUGUUCAGCAGAGAUGAACUCUAACUCUGACUCUGAUACACAACCCACAGGUGAAACCCUAGCUGGGCCCGCGAAAGGGGCGGGUCACAAGAGCAAAAGGGGUAAAGGUCGUUCAAGAACCUCUAGCCUGACUCAAGUCAGAAGAAAGUAUGUGGCGGCUAAAGAAAAGAAUCUACACCUCACCUCAGAAGAGGAAGUGCUAGAAACGAGCAGAACAGUAGCUCAGAUGUGGGAAGCACAUCGCUCUUUGGCGAAACCGCAAUCUGGAGUGGAUGUUGUGGAUGAUGAAGGAGACUAUGGAGUCCCUGAAGGGUAUCGUAGAUGGCUAUCUCGACGUUAUCACUAG